UGUUUGUGUUUUAUUUUUAUUUUAUUUUUUUUUUUUUUACAGAUUAGAAGAAAUAUGAAUCAAGGUAACCAAACCACCAUCUCUGAAUUUAUCCUGCUGGGUCUCUCCAACAACACUGAGAAGCAGAAACUCAUAUUUGUGAUUUUCCUGACUAUGUACCUUGUCUCUGUGCUUGGAAACAGCCUCAUCAUUCUUGCCAUUGGCGUAGAUAUACAUCUCCACACACCCAUGUAUCUCUUUCUUGCCAACCUAUCCUUUGCUGAUAUUUCCUCCUCUUCCACCUCAGUUCCCAAAAUGCUGAUAAAUAUUCAGACUAAGAGUCAAUCCAUCUCCUAUGAGGGCUGCAUCACACAGAUGUAUUUUUCUAUUGUGUUUGUUGUCAUUGACAAUUUUCUCUUAGGGGUCAUGGCUUAUGAUAGACUUGUGGCUAUCUGCCACCCUCUCAAUUAUGCAAAUAUCAUGCAUCCUAGGUUCUGUCUUCUGCUCACUGUCUGUCCAUGGGUUCUAAGCAAUAUUGUUGCUCUGACACAUACUCUUCUGGCCAAUCAAUUGGUUUUUUGCAACCACAACACCAUCCAACACUUCUUCUGUGACUUGGCCCCUCUGCUCAAACUCUCCUGCUCAGAUGCAAUGAUCAAUGAACUUAUGAAGUUUAUUGUGGGUUUAUCAGUCAUCACCUUUCCCUUUGCCCUUAUCCUCUUCUCCUACGUCUGCAUCAUCAGGGAUGUACUGAGAAUUGCAUCCAUAGAGGGGAAAUGGAAGGCUUUCUCUACCUGUGGUUCUCACCUGACAGUUGUAUUCCUCUUUUAUGGGACCAUUGUAGGGGUUUAUUUUUUCCCUUCAUCCACUCACCCAGAGGACACAGACAAGAUUGGUGCAGUACUCUUCACUGUAGUGACACCCAUGCUGAACCCCUUCAUCUAUACCCUGAGGAAUAAAGACAUGAAAGGUGCCUUGAGAAAGCUCAUCAAUAAAAGACAUUUUCAUCCUUUGAUGUCAUGAGCCUCUGAACUUUGAUCUGCAUAACUAGAUGAAU
Molecule: messenger RNA, 1036 nt
Organism: Meriones unguiculatus (Mongolian gerbil)
Lineage: Eukaryota; Metazoa; Chordata; Mammalia; Rodentia; Muridae
Product: olfactory receptor 1S1-like
Exons: 1
Coding region: 55-1002 (315 amino acids)
Biological process (GO): G protein-coupled receptor signaling pathway
Cellular component (GO): membrane
Molecular function (GO): G protein-coupled receptor activity; olfactory receptor activity
Source: RefSeq, a predicted model, not a curated record